Naegleria fowleri is the source of this 3111-nucleotide messenger RNA. RefSeq lists its product as uncharacterized. Lineage: Eukaryota; Heterolobosea; Eutetramitea; Acrasida; Naegleriidae. Bases 1 to 3111 code for a protein of 1036 amino acids. The transcript has a single exon. The record is from RefSeq and is a predicted model, not a curated record.
AUGGUCGAAUCUCCAAUUCUAGGACAACAACAAACAACACCAACUCAACAACAACAGACAAUACCAACCCCUCCUCAAGAGAUCAAGACGGUUGGUGGUUUGGCCAAUCAGCCCAGUCGAAAUGAUUAUGUUCCAGAAAGUGGUGAUAUGGGUGGUUCGAGUGGUGGUGGUGGAAUGAGUGGUGGUGGUGGUUACAAUCCUCAAUUACAAACCAUGGAGAGUGUGGAUCGUCAACUCACUCAAGCAUUUGGUACACCUUUGAAUCCCUCUGAACAACAACCUUAUAUUCAGCAACAACAACAACAACCUUUGGGAAGUGAAAUGACGACAAGAUCUCAGAACGAUUAUGCUCCUCAAAUGGGAACUAGUUCUUCCCUGAGUGGAUUCACUCCACAACAACAAGAACAACCCACAAUGACGAUGAGCGGAGAAUCCUCCACAACAACUCCACCACCAAUGAUGAUACCUCCUCCUCCUCCGUCCAUGAUAAGCAGUAGUGGUGGUGCUGAAGAGAGGAUGAGUAGUGGUGCUGAAGAGAGGAUGAGUAGUGGUGGUGGUGAGAUGGGACGAUCAUCUCAAAAGGAUGAUGCGCCUCCUCCUUCCAUGAUGAUGACGAGUACUGGUGGAAUAAGCAACAACGAACCUUCAAGUAAUCUUCCAAUGGCUUCCUCAACCAUGAUGAUGACGACCACUCCACCUACUUCUACAAGUAUUCCUCCACCUCCCACCACCACUGUUGCAACAUCACCUCAACCUCAACCACCACCACCACCACCUCCUAGUUCGACCUUCAUUACUGGAUCAAUACCUCCACUUUCACCUCGAGGAGGAGGAGGAGGUAUUGGUGGUGGUGGUGGUGGUGAACGUAAACUCAUUGUCUGUUCGAGUCAGCCCUCUGAGGAAUUGUUGGAAACUCACUUACGAGGAGGAAGGGUCACGGUUCCACCUGGUAAUUAUGAAGGAAAUAUCCAACAUGGAGCAGAAGAAGAAGAAGUAUCAUCAUCCUCUUUGGAUCAGCAACAACAACAAGCUUCAUCUUCCUCCUCCUCAUUCAUGAUGGGAACCACAAGAGCCUACGCCUCUCCUUCCCUACUCUCGACCCUUCCGUCCUCAGACUUGUCCCACAAGCAACCACACACUCAAUUCCGAGUUGCAACUACAGAGGAAUCCUCACCACGAAGUCGAACAGGAGCAUCAACAACUACAUCAACAAUUACAUCAUCAACAAAACCUUAUUCCUCCAUCUUUGAACCACCUGCCAUGAGAGCCAUCAUUACCUGUGAUUUCAAUCCAGAGGAACCAGAGAGAGCCUUCAUGUAUCUUGAAAAGUAUCCUCAACCUUCUCCUCAUCGUUUAAACCCAGGAGAGGUCAUUGUCAAGAUGAAGUACGCAAGUAUGAAUGCCUUUGAUUGUAAGAUCAAUCAGGGUAAGAUUCCCAUGGAGAUUGCUUCCUCCUCGAGAACGUAUUGGCGUCAGUAUCCCAUGGUGGGUGGACAUGAUGGUGCUGGAAUGAUUUACAAGUUUGCAGAGCCCUUCACCAUCCAAACUUCUUCUUCAUCAACAACAACAACAACAGCUCAUCAUCAUCAUCCAACUCCUCAUACAGUAACUCCAAGUUUGUUUGGUUUUCGUGUGGGAGAUCCAGUCUUGGGUUUCACCUCCAAUGCUCAAUUUGGAACGUUUGGAGAGUAUGCCAUCUUCAAUGAGAGAGAUUUAGUCAUGAAACCUGAGAAUUUGAGUUGGGAAGAGGCUGCCUCACUUCCUUACAGUGCAUUAACUGCGAUGGAAUGCUUUUUGAAGGCAGAUAAGAAGAGACAAAAGAAGAAGGCUCAAGGACCUUCAAUGAUGAUGGGUUUGAGAACAGGUGGAACUGCAACCACCACAACCACAACGGUGUCUGGAUCCAUGGAUCAACAACAACCAUCCAUGAGUGGUGGUGCUGGUGCUGUCGGUGGUGGAAUGGGAGGUGGUGGUGAUGUUUUCUAUCAGAAAGAACCCAUUGAUUCUCAAACUGUGCAAUCUUUGGUGAAUGGUGACAAAUUUGGAAGUGUCUUUAUUCAUGGAGGAAACACGAGUGUUGGUAUUUGGUGCAUUCUCUUAGCAAAACAUUACUUUGGAGCUCAAAGAAUCUACACGACCAUUUGUGGAGGUAAUGUGGAGGAUGAAGAAUUGUUAAAGAGACUUGGAGCCGAUGUGGUUGUGAAUUGCUCGACUGCAACAACUGGUGGAACGGAAGGAUCUGUUCUUUCCACUCAUUUAAAUAACUAUGAUGAAUUGAUUAAUAAGGAUCUUCAACAGUAUUGGGUAGAGUUUUUGGGAGAAUUGGAGAGACAGGCAGGAGGUGGUGGUGGUGUCACUACAACUGCCAGUAAGCAAAUCAUGACACAACCACCCUCGAGUGUGGCACCAUCAACUCAGGAGACCACCACGACAUCCGCUCAAGUCACACAACCUCCAACAUCGACAGCUGGUACUGGAGAGGGAAUUACAACCGAGUCGACCACUGCAGUGUCACAACCAAGUCAACCCAUGCAAGAACAAACAACUACCAUUCCACCUCAACAACAACCACAACAACAGUUAAUUCCACCCACAACUUCAACUGCAAGUGGAGAGUUGAGUCCACGUUCAUCCACAUCAUGGCCACAUAAAGGAUUUAAAUCAAGAAAGGAUAUGGAUAAAUGUAAGAAUUUGGUUGGAUCCCUCAAUUUGGCAAUUGACACCGUUGGUGGUCAUGAUGUCAUGACCAAGUGCUUUGGGUUGUUGAGUGGAAGUCAUAGUCAUUUUGUCACGUUGUGUCCACCUGUGGAACUUGAACAACGAAAAUUGAGUGGUAAGGAUGUUUGGAAGAUGGUGAGCUUGACUGCCACGAACAGAAUUAAGAGCUUCUUUGCUAAUUAUCCUCAUUUCCAUACUAUUAUUCAUGUGGAGAGUGACAGGGAGUUGUUGCAAGAAGUGGUCGAUUGGUAUUCGCAAGUCAAGAAUGAACCAUUCAUGAGGAAUGCCAUUCGACACAAGAUUUAUGAUUUGAGAGACGGUGCUGCUUGCAUGUUAGACUUGAGAGAGAAGAAAUUUAGUUCUCACAAGUUGCUUCUUGACAUGUCUUAUUGA